Messenger RNA from Aphanomyces astaci, 743 nucleotides. RefSeq lists its product as hypothetical. Lineage: Eukaryota; Oomycota; Saprolegniomycetes; Saprolegniales; Verrucalvaceae. The transcript has 2 exons. Bases 11 to 553 code for a protein of 180 amino acids. Gene Ontology annotation, molecular function: metal ion binding. The record is from RefSeq and is a predicted model, not a curated record.
GUGAUUUCCGAUGUUCUACAUGUUGUUUCGAUCUUCACAGUUCGAAGAAGGAAACGUGAUGGCGAAGGACAGCAACGUGGCGACCAAGUCCAAGGACCCGCUCCACAGCUCAUGGCGCAAGCACAUGCCAGACGGAGACUGGAUCCCUGACGUAUCUGUCAUGGCGUGCAUGGCCUGCAAGGGCGAGUUCAGUUUCUGGAACCGAAAGCACCACUGCCGUCGAUGUGGUGCUGUGGUGUGCGACUCGUGCUCGACCAGCCGCACGACCCAUAUCCAUCGCGACAUCACCGAGACCAGCGAAGAGAGCGCUCGUGUGUGCGAUCCGUGCAUUCAAGUGAUCGACGAGUACAUUGCGACGGGACUUACCAAGCGCUUUGGUGGCCAAGCUUCACGUGACAACAACGACGACCACGAGGAGGACCAUCACCCCAACGCGUACUUUACGCCUCAAAAGGUGGAGCGGAAUGGACGCGCAGUCAUGACCAUGGGAAGAUACAGAGCGGAAAUCAAGGAGAGCGAAGGGAACCGCUACAUUCGAGACAACGACUUGUAAUGAAAAUGAGCAUUGGAGUUGAAUAUAAGUAGUUUUAUGCCUUGGGAAGUCUCCAAAUGAACUGGCCCAGAGUUGCUUUAAACCAGGCUUCCGAAAUAAUAUAUUUAUUGCGACUAUCUAAAAUGGCGCCUCGAUCAAGAUAUUCGACGAUAAUAUAAAUAAUUGUUUGCUAAUGCAAAAUAUCGAUAAU